GUCGUGGUCUCGCCCGCCCCGCCUUAGCUCCCGCGCUAGAGAGAAACAUGUAUCGUUUCCGAUCACAGCUCUUCACGGGGAUUUCUGCUGCCGCCACCGCCCAUUUUUACCCCCGCCGCUUCUCGCCUCUGUUGUUAGCCGAAGACUCGCCUCUCAGCCGCCCGCCUCACAGACGUACGAGUAGAAAGUGCAGCUCCAUCGGCUGAUCCUCGCUAAACUCCGAGUUUAGACGGCACCGGGCGUCCCACGAUGCCGAAGAAUAAGAAGCGGAACACUCCCCACCGCGGUGGCAGUGGCGGUGGUGGCGGCGGCUCAGGGGCAGCUGCAGCAACGGCAGGUGGCCAGCAUCGAAAUGUUCAACCUUUUAGUGAUGAGGAUGCAUCAAUUGAAACAAUGAGCCAUUGCAGUGGUUACAGUGAUCCUUCCAGUUUUGCUGAAGAUGGGCCAGAAGUCCUUGAUGAGGAAGGAACUCAGGAAGACUUAGAGUAUAAGUUGAAGGGAUUAAUUGACCUGACCCUGGAUAAGAGUGUGAAGACAAGGCAGGCAGCUCUUGAAGGUAUUAAAAAUGUACUGGCUUCAAAAAUGUUUUAUGAAUUUAUUCUGGAAAGAAGAAUGACUUUAACUGAUAGCAUUGAACGCUGUCUAAAAAAAGGGAAGAGCGACGAGCAGCGGGCAGCUGCAGCGCUUGCUUCUGUUCUUUGUAUUCAGUUAGGCCCUGGAAUUGAAAGUGAAGAGAUUUUAAAAACUCUUGGACCAGUCCUAAAGAAAAUAAUUUGUGACGGGACAGCUAGUAUCCAGGCUAGGCAAGCUUGUGCAACUUCCUUUGGUAUUUGCAGUUUUAUUGCCACAGAUGAUAUUACUGAGCUGUAUUCAACUCUGGAAUGUUUGGAAAAUAUCUUCACCAAGUCCUAUCUCAAGGAGAAAGACAGUAAUGUUAUCUGCAGCACCCCAAACACAGUGCUUCAUAUCAGCUCACUUCUCGCAUGGACAUUAUUACUGACUAUAUGCCCAAUCAAUGAAGUAAAGAAAAAGCUGGAGAUGCAUUUCCAUAAACUUCCAAGCCUCCUUUCUUGUGAUGAUGUAAACAUGAGAAUAGCUGCUGGCGAAUCUUUGGCACUUCUUUUUGAAUUGGCCAGAGGAAUGGAGAGUGACUUUUUUUAUGAAGACAUGGAGUCUUUGACACAGAUGCUUAGAGCUUUGGCUACAGAUGGAAAUAAACACCGGGCCAAAGUGGACAAGAGAAAGCAGCGGUCUGUUUUCAGAGAUGUCCUGAGGGCAGUAGAGGAACGGGAUUUUCCAACAGAAACUGUUAAAUUUGGUCCUGAACGCAUGUAUAUUGAUAGCUGGGUCAAGAAACACACCUAUGACACCUUUAAGGAGGUUCUUGGAUCAGGAAUGCAAUACCACUUGCAGUCAAAUGAAUUCCUUCGCAAUGUAUUUGAACUUGGACCCCCAGUGCUGCUUGAUGCUGCAACACUUAAAACAAUGAAGAUUUCUCGUUUUGAAAGGCAUUUAUACAAUUCUGCAGCUUUCAAAGCUCGAACAAAAGCACGAAGCAAAUGUCGAGAUAAGAGAACAGAUGUUGGAGAAUUCUUCUAGAUUUCUAGCACUUGCCAAAUAUUUUCUAAUUUUUUUUUUUUAAUUUUUAGCUAUUUCUAAUGUACAUGAACUAUCUUGGGUCAACUUAGAUAAUUUUUAUAGUAAGGGUGGGUUAUAUUCCUCAUAAUUUAAUGUAUAGUAUUGUAAAUGAUGAUUUCUGAUUAUUUGAAUAUUCUCUGUAAAUAUCAUCAGUAAACAUGAAUAAAGUGUUCGUAAUGUUUGGUCACAUUCUAUUCAUGAAAAGAACAAAAGGAUGGUAUUUCACUUGAUUUCAAGAUGCAAAAAGUUAGACAAGGUUUAAUGUCUUAUACUGUUGUCAAAAAUACUGACUGAUUAUAAUGGUGUUUACCUACAAGUUCUUAACUUAAUCUCUUAAAUAUAAGUUUCUGAUACAAUUUUUGGGAGCUAGUUCCUCUGGAAAAGCUGCUGUGGUUUGAAUUUUAAAUGAAUUGUAGCUUUUUAAUUUUCAUUUUGUCACUGGGAUAAACUAAAGGUAUUAUACCAUGAGACUUUACAAAUGCUGCACUUAUAGGCCAUUCAUUUCAGCUGUUUAGGAUUCAUGGUGUAUUAAUUAGCCUAUGUCAGAAAUAACCUCUGAGAGCAGUAACACUAUUUUGCUGUAUGAAACCUUGUUCUUUUUACUUUGAAAUAAAUAAAGAUGUUUGCACACUGAAA
Ictidomys tridecemlineatus (thirteen-lined ground squirrel) is the source of this 2274-nucleotide messenger RNA. RefSeq names its product interferon related developmental regulator 1 (gene Ifrd1). The record is from RefSeq and is a predicted model, not a curated record. Gene Ontology annotation, cellular component: nucleus. NCBI's taxonomy places the organism in Eukaryota, Metazoa, Chordata, Mammalia, Rodentia, Sciuridae.